AUGUGGGCUGGCGGCGAGAUGCUGUGGCCGCGCGGAGGAGGUAGUGAACGACCAAAUCUACUUAGAGUUGGACAGACAGUGACAGAGACGACAAGGCUUCUUAGCGCUGAGCCCAAGAUUAUCAGGAAAACUAGUGAGGAGAUGGUCGUUGUUGGCGUGGAGAAAACCUUCGAAAACGAGGACGGAGUUGCCUUGAUAGACAAACGAGAGACGAGGAAAGAAGGCGAGAGAGACCCCGAAUAUGUUGUGCCGGAGCGCAUUAAAUACAGGGCAACAAACCCGCUAUAUGCGGAGGAGGAAUAUCAUAUUGUCCUUGAAGAUGAACAGCGGAGUUCAAAGGUCAAUAUAUAUAAUCCCGAGGGCAAGCUCAUCGACAUUAACACAUAUCGCCGGGGGAAUGAAGAGAAUGCAACUGGAACCCUAGAAGUUAUACCCGACUGCCUAUUAUUCUUCAACCCGGAAGCUAUGCGGGUAACGCCUCUCACGCCGCUUCUGCGGACGGCUGCCAGAACGCAAUAUAAAAACAUAUCCAUAAAGCCAUCUAUAAUAUCUCAAACCCGACAAUUUAACCUCCCAUCACUUUCCUCCUUCGCGCCUCAAUUCUCUGCGCCCGAACCACGAAGCCUCUCCGCAACCCGUACUCUACCAUUCGCGCCAUUACCACUUUUCAAAACCAUCUCUUCAAUCGAUUCCUACGGAGAUUUUCUACCCUUCCUUACAGCUUCGAAAGUAACCGCCCAUGACCCCGUAACCGGUUAUCCCACUCGCGCAUACCUUACUAUCGGGUACGGGCCUCUCAGCGAAACUUUUGAAUCAAAAGUUGAAUGCGACGAGAAGAAAUGGUUCGUUGGUGCGAGAAGUGGUGAUAUCGCGCUACAACACAAGCAGAAUCCAGGCGAUAGUCGGCUUGGGUCUGCAGGGAGUGAUUCAAAGGGCGAAUGCAUAUUUGAAUAUUUGGACACGAUCUGGCAACUGGAGCCAUUGAAAAGGGGCAUGAAUGGGGCUGAACGGACUAAGGUCGACUUGACUGUUCGGUUUCAGUUCCGGAGCGCGUUCCAUGCAACUGUGAUGGCUGCGGUUGAGAGUCAGGUCGCUGGGUUAAUGAUUGAAGCGUUUGAGAAGAGGAUGAUCGAAGGUGGGAGGAGGUGA
Messenger RNA from Arthroderma uncinatum, 1149 nucleotides. RefSeq lists its product as uncharacterized. The record is from RefSeq and is a predicted model, not a curated record. Gene Ontology annotation, cellular component: mitochondrion. Bases 1 to 1149 code for a protein of 382 amino acids. The transcript has 4 exons. Lineage: Eukaryota; Fungi; Ascomycota; Eurotiomycetes; Onygenales; Arthrodermataceae. Gene Ontology annotation, biological process: cellular respiration; ubiquinone biosynthetic process. Gene Ontology annotation, molecular function: ubiquinone binding.